Molecule: messenger RNA, 2215 nt
Organism: Cheilinus undulatus (humphead wrasse)
Lineage: Eukaryota; Metazoa; Chordata; Actinopteri; Labriformes; Labridae
Product: tumor necrosis factor receptor superfamily member 12A
Exons: 5
Coding region: 216-581 (121 amino acids)
Biological process (GO): positive regulation of apoptotic process
Cellular component (GO): plasma membrane
Molecular function (GO): protein binding
Source: RefSeq, a predicted model, not a curated record
AGAGAAUCCGAGCAGUACAGUACAUAGGAAAUGACUCAUAGGAGUUGAACUGUUAGCGUGGGUGUGUGCGCUGUUAAAACAAGGCGCAGACUCCUCCGGGUGACUCACUCUGAUGCUCGCUUUUCCAUGCUCCAAACCCCAGCACGGAUUGUUAAUCAGAUGAACUUUCGGGAAUCGUGUAGCCGACAGCGAGCAGCUUUUCUCCCGCACUCAUCAUGGCUAAAAACGCUCUCUGCGCGCUCUGCGGACUUAUUAUAGCGGCUUUGACCAAUUUCUACGGCGUGAGCGCACAGAAAAGUCAGUGUGGAAGUUCGGAGUUUUGGAACACAGAUUUGGACGUUUGUGUGUCCUGUUCGUCAUGCAAGCAGUACCCAAAGACCCCGUCAUGCAACACAUGUAAAUCUGUGGAUGAGACACCUGAUGUGUGGAAACUUGCAGCCAUCACCAGUUUCUCAGUGCUGGCAGUUGUGCUGGUUGGUGCUGCGUUGAUAAUCGGGGUCAUGGUGCAUCGACGCAAGUCACACAAACGACCUCUACGUGAACCCAUUGAAGAAACAGCAGGGCCACUUUAUCAGGCUUAAACGCUUCACCUCAUCUUCCUCUGAAAACAGAUGUGACAGAACCCAGAAGUGACUGGUUCAGAGCCGGACCGAGGAACCUCUGGACCAUGUACUGUGUACUCUGACUGCGGAGUAUCUCCUCACCAGAACCAGACCAUUUUUAUUUAUUAGACUGUCGAGUUUAGGAUAGAGGCUCCAACGGGACUUACAACGAGCAACUCUCACACCUCUGUAGGAGUAGUUUCAGCAUCAUAUCAGUGGUAUCAUUCUCAGAUUAUGUGUGCCUUAAUAUUCAACUUAGAUGAGACUUUUUGAUUCAGAAAACCUUUACAGGGUUUAAAAUUCAAAAACUAGAUAAAACUAGAGUCUUCUCUUCAGAGGGAUGGCUGUUUUCCAGCAGGACUCCGGUGAAUGUAACACAGCUACUGCUGCCUGCUGGGCUGCAGUUUGACCUCCUGCUAUUCGGCAGGGUUAGAUGGGGUCUUUGCCAGUCACUUACAACAACAGUGUCUUAAAGAUAAAUCACAUGUGAUUAAAACAUACUGUUAGGCACAUUAAGGCCAUUUGAAUGUAGCUAUCUUCACAGAAAUGUAUUCUAGCCUUAUGCCCUGCCAGUACCUCCGUGUACCUGUUGUUUUUGUAGCCUUAAACAGUGAAAAAGCUGGAGUGAACUGUACUCAUCCACUGUUACUGCCUCCUCAGACCAACGUUGACCUUUUGUCAUUACAUUAUUGUCUUGUAUGUUUUAGUUUGAUGACGCUAUCUGACAUGUCAGCGUGUUUUCUCUCUCUAUAACAUUUCCAGAUAUCAUACAUUUUCUGUCCACAGAGAGUUUGAAGGACAGGAUGUUUGAAACACUAGACACACGUUCCUAAACUCCUAACAUGUGGGAAUGCUGUGAGGAAUGUACUGCAGUGAAGGAAAUGACACCUACAGAGUUUUAGGUGGAGUCGUACAGUCAUGAUGUUUGCUGACUUUGGAGUCAUUUCAGAUCUGCAACAAGGCAAAAAGAUAAAUGUUUGGCUUUCUUUUAUUUUGUAGCCACACCAAACAGAGUGAAAUGGAGGCUUGGGUUUUGGAUUUUUGAACCUCUUUUUGUUCUUUCUUAUGUUCAACACAUGCUGCAGUAUGUGAUUCCUCACAUAUUGUGUGUGACAAUGUUUCAGGUCAUAUUCUGGAUCUGUCUGCUUGUGGGUGAACUUGCCCUCCAGCAGCAAAAUCACUUCAAAUACUUCCUCUUUCAUGUUUUUUUUUUUUUCUGUAGAUGUUAAUAGUAUUUAUUUUAAGGUAUCUUGCAGAGUUGUGCUGCAUCAUCUGCAAGUGACAAGCACACUUUUUAAGGGACUCCAGUGAAGAUUUGUGUUAAACUUCCACCAGGCCAGCCAACGAUGUUACUGAGCAAUAACUAACAUUUUCUGCUUCUUUCUCUUGCUUCCUUUUACUAAUUGUAAAUACUGUACAUGCACUGGCUUCUUUUAUUUUCUUACUGCAAUUGUAUGACUUUCUUUAUGUACCAAAUGUAUUUUCCCAAUAAAACUGACAACUUCCAAUGAAAAUGUGAGUUUUAUGUAAAUGGAAAGUAGUCAUUUUUACUAUGUUAGCACUAGGGCUGUGUAGUUUAUCGCAAUUUUAUCACUUCUAGGAUACGAGUGUCA